This is a messenger RNA of Olea europaea var. sylvestris, 1171 nucleotides long. Its product is annotated as probable CCR4-associated factor 1 homolog 9. Bases 4 to 1041 code for a protein of 345 amino acids. Lineage: Eukaryota; Viridiplantae; Streptophyta; Magnoliopsida; Lamiales; Oleaceae. Gene Ontology annotation, cellular component: CCR4-NOT core complex; CCR4-NOT complex; P-body. The record is from RefSeq and is a predicted model, not a curated record. The transcript has a single exon. Gene Ontology annotation, molecular function: nucleic acid binding; poly(A)-specific ribonuclease activity.
AGCAUGGGCUUCCCAGCCCGACGGCUCACUUCGUCACUUUCGUGCGCAAAUCACACAGUAACCCCACCUAUAAAAGCCCUAGCCUUCCCCCCAAUUCCAGUCACUAUCAAUUCCUCGAUCUGGAUCCCUUCAAUGGCAACUGCCAUUGCCACCCCGUUCGUGGAUGACUCUCCACCCUAUCCCUUGUCCCCGUCCUCACCCACUCCCCCUCUUAGGCAGUGGUUACCGGAGGCGGUGGCGGGUUUUGAAUACGCCAGAAAACCUAUUGCGAUUCGUUCAGUUUGGUCCAGCAAUCUGGAAUUUGAGUUCGCGCUCAUUCGCCGUCUCAUUGAUCGUUUCCCUUAUGUUUCUAUGGAUACCGAGUUCCCUGGCGUCAUCUUCCGCCACCAGCAUCCGUACUCUGAUCCCAUGGACCAUUACAAGACACUUAAGUCGAAUGUUGAUGCGCUCAAGCUCAUCCAGGUGGGUAUCACUUUAUCAGACUCGUCGGGGAACCUCCCUGACCUUGGAGAGGCUAACCACUGCUACAUCUGGGAGUUUAAUUUUCGUGAUUUUGACUUGGCACGUGAUGAUCACGCUCCCAAUUCCAUUGACCUUCUCCGUCACCAGGGCAUAAACUUUGAGGCCACCCACAAAUUAGGCGCAUGCGCCACUCGCUUUGCAGAGCUUAUGAUGUCCUCUGGCCUCGUGUGCAACGAGAAUGUCACUUACAUAACCUUUCACAGUGGGUAUGACUUUGGAUAUCUCAUCAAGGCUCUCACUGGGCAGGCCCUUCCGGGGACACUUGCUGAGUUUCUUAGUAUGCUUAGGGUCUAUUUUGGUUCCAGGGUCUAUGAUGUGAAGCAUUUAAUCAAAUUUUGUCGGGGGCUUCACGGGGGAUUGGACAGGGUGGCACAGUCACUUGGUGUGGUUCGUGCUGUUGGGAAGUGUCACCAGGCUGGGUCUGAUAGCCUACUGACGUGGCAUGUGUUUGAAAAGGUCUGGGAAGCCUACUUCAGCAAUGGGGGGAAGGAUGGGCUUCCAAGGGUUAGAGAUCCUUGAUCCUUAAACAGCUUCUCUUAUAUAGAUGUGAUGAAGCUGUUAAUAAAUUUUUUUAGUUUUUAUUGCCUUCAUGUCCCAAUACAUCUGUAAAAUCCUUUCGCUUAAUAACAAAAGCUUUAGUUCAGUAUUA